CGACGAAUUUUCGACGAUAGAAUUAUUGGUGGCCAACCCACCGCUUUCUCCUUCCUCUUGCUUGGGUGUGCCUUUUUCUUGCUGUCUACUGCUUCGCCUGCACACACACGAGGCCUUUUUCACACCUAAGACAAGACGAGCAACUGCUGCCCACCUGCGCUCUCGCUUGCCCAGCACCCAUCACACCCACACACACGCAGCCAUGGCUGAGGAGAAGAAGAUCGAGGAGGUCACCGCCGACGUUGUCGAUGACGUCGAGGACGUUGAGGACGAGGACGACCAGGAGGAGAUGCCUGACCUGCAGCAGGCUGAGCCCGAGGCCGAGUCCCAGGUCGCAGCUGAGGCCGCCACGGCCAAGCAGAGCCGCAGCGAGAAGAAGGCCCGCAAGGCCCUCUCCAAGCUCGGUCUCGUCGCUGUUGAUGGCAUUGCCCGCGUCACCAUCCGCAAGUCCAAGAACAUUCUCUUUGUGUUCCAGAAGCCCGAUGUGAUGAAGAGCCCAGCCAGCGAGACCUACAUUGUCUUUGGCGAGGCCCGCUUCGAGGACCUCAGCCAGAACGCCAUGGUCAACGCCGCCGAGAAGCUCGUCAAGCAGCAGGCGCAGACCCAGAAGGCCCCCGAGCCCGCCCCAGUUGAGGUGACCACCAAGGGUGCUGAGGAAGUGAAGGAGACGCCAAAGGCAGAGGCCGCGACGGAGGAGAAGAAGGCUGAUGCUGGUUCGAUCAGUGAGAAGGAUAUUGACGUUGUUGCGAAGCAGGCCAACGUGUCGCGGGAUAAGGCAAUUGAGGCUCUCAAGAAGACCAACGGCGACAUUGUCAACGCCCUCAUGGAGCUCACCAUGUAAGCCGUUGCAGUGGUUGUCGUGUUUUCUGUUUUGAGUUGUUUCAUUGUUGGUUGUAACCGUCCACAGUACAAGUUGUGGUGACUUUUGUACCCACUUGAACGAAACACGCGUGGAAAG
This is a messenger RNA of Salpingoeca rosetta, 958 nucleotides long. RefSeq names its product nascent polypeptide-associated complex subunit alpha. The record is from RefSeq and is a predicted model, not a curated record. Gene Ontology annotation, biological process: protein targeting to membrane. Gene Ontology annotation, cellular component: cytoplasm; nascent polypeptide-associated complex. The transcript has 7 exons. Bases 203 to 841 code for a protein of 212 amino acids. Lineage: Eukaryota; Choanoflagellata; Craspedida; Salpingoecidae.